GGUUACAGCCCCUUAUUGCCUACUCCCUUUUCAGUAUUCAUUUCCUAUUCAGUCUAGAAAUAUUAAUAAAACAUCAUUUAUUUUCAUUCCAAAUGUCCAGUUUUAAAGAAAAGGAGAGGGCCAAGGAACAGCAGGAAAAGUUUCAGGCUAUAUUAUCGGCGCUUUUAAAAGAUGAAGAUAAUAAAUAUUGCGUGGACUGUGAUGCCAAAGGUCCACGAUGGGCAUCCUGGAAUUUGGGCAUCUUCUUAUGCAUUCGAUGUGCAGGAAUUCACAGAAACUUAGGUGUACAUAUUUCAAAGGUCAAGUCGGUUAACUUAGAUACAUGGACAGCGGAACAAAUCUCAAUGAUGCAGGAGAUGGGAAACAGUAGAGCCCGUGCAGUCUAUGAAGCCAAUAUACCCGAUGGAUUUCGUAGACCACAAACAGAUUCAGCUUUGGAAGCAUUUAUACGAUCUAAGUAUGAACAAAAAAAAUAUAUUGCUCAAGAGUGGGUUGCACCACAACCAAAAGUUCCAAAAGAAUUUCUAGAUGAUACAAAGACAGAAAAAAAAAAGAAAGUCAACAAACCAAGUGCAUCACCAUUACCCUUGAAUGCCCCAAAAGUGACCAGCAACAUACAGCCAGUAGAAGCAGCAAAACCAUCUCAUCCAGAACCCCAGCCUGUCAUCAUUUCUGCUUCUAAUGAUCUCAUUGGCUUGGAUUUAGGAAUAACUCAUCAAGUAGCAGCCCCUCCAGUUCAAAGUUCAGGUGGUAAUGAGCUGUUGGAUCUAUUUGGUGGUGGACAAGAGACUGUGCAGACAAAUGGGUCUCUAGAUGGAAAUCUAUUUGAGCAAGGUGCAGAAGAAAAGAAAACAUCAACUAAAGAUUCCAUUAUGGCUUUGUUUGGGGGAAGUAAUCAGACUCAAGUAUACGGUGUACCAGCAUCUUUCAAUGAUGUUUAUAAGGAGCAAACUCAGCAGGGAAAAAAUGUAGGCAUGAAUCCACUUGAUAGCUUACAUAUGUAUGGUCAGUAUGCUCAGUCCAUACACGGGACAGACAGGCUGGCAUCACAUUUUGGAGGUGUUUACAUGCAACAGAACCAGCCUGUCUAUCCUGGAAUGAUGGGACAGCCAAUGGGUCAGCAGAUGGGACAGCCAAUGGGUCAGCAGAUGGUACCACCAGGAAUGGUUGGACCUACACCUGGCAUGCUUGGACAAGGAAUGGGUAUGAUGGGACCCGUUGGUGGUGUAAGACCUCAAGCUAUGGUUGGGCAGAUGAAUCCUAUGCCAGGCAUGAUGGCACCAAGGAAUCCUGCGUUAAAUAUGCCAGUUUAUGGAACACCAAACGUGUAUAAUUCCCAACAGCUUCAACAACUUCAGUAUCAGCAGAUGCAGCAACAGAUGUCCUCACUACAGCUAGGUGGAGCAGCUACUCAGCCAGUGAAUCCUACUGGAUGGGGUCAACCAAAUGCUGGUCAGACUCUAUCAACAAACUUAUGGCAAUAAGGUGGACAUCUGUAGUUACUAGAGCUCAUCUACAGCACAAAUGUGGACUAUGUUUUACAUUUUGUUCAGUAUAAAUGAAUUUAGUUCAGCGCAUUGUAUUCGUGAUAAAAUGUAGCUGUUCAUUUUAACUCUUAAUUUUUAAAUAUAGAUAUGUAAUAAGGGUUCAAGAAUAUAAAUUUGAAUUGGUCACAUCAGCCAGUUGAUGGUGUGGUGGGGAUGGUUUUUUUGGCCUGGUUCGCUUAUGAAGGUUAAUUCUGAUUAUUCCAUUUCUUUGUACUCUUUCAAAGACUAGGUAUUUAAAUUAUGCAUAGGUUAAGAAUAUUCACACAUAAAAUUUGUUCAAGCAUUUGGUAUAGUAGCCAUUUACAUUCUGUACAUAUACAUAAAAUUCUCACUGGUUAUUUUUAGGUAAAAUUGACAUAAUAACUUCACAUAUCUUACAUAUAUUUCUCACUUUUUUUGUGAAUCACUGUAAAUAUGUGUCAGUAAUGUGCUGUUUUUUUUUAGUUAUUUAUUUACCUUAGUCUGGUUUUAUAUGUUCUGAUUUUUUUUCAGUCAAGUAUUAGAAGAUUCUCAGUGUUUAAAUAUAUUUUAGUCUUGUGACAAAAUAGUAAGCUGCAUCUAUGGUAAAGAAUUUACCUCUACACAUCGGAAUUUACCUCUACACAUCUAAAUUGUUAUAUUGCUGUGUAUAAUAUCUGUUUUUACGUAGAUGGUUGUACAGAUCGUUCAAGCAAUUAUAUUGUAAAAACAUGACAACUCUAGCUAUGAAAAUGUUUCUAGCUAAAUCUUCUACACAUUCUCUAUAACAAUUUACAUAUUCUGUGUAGUGUUGAAAUGGGCUGUUCAAUAAUCAGAAUGUGUAAACAGAUUUUUGGCUACUUGUGCAAAAAUGGCACUAGUUCUGGUUACAUAUAAAAUAUAAUGAUGUAUUUUUAUAUUAUAAUGACCUGUUGUUGAAUGAAUUUUGUUACAGUGAUUAUAAUUUUAAACUUAUGUUUAUAUAUAUAGUAAAUAAAUUUUAAAAAACUAUUAGUUCAUAGUAUUUAUUGAAGUAUAGUACAUAUACAUUGAUGUGCACAUUUACAAAAUAUUUUUGUUCAUUUAAAAUUCCAAUAGUUGAUGUCUUAUGUAUUUUUCCCUCUCUCAAUACUAUCAACAAUUUGAUUUCUUAAACAUGCACAUUGUUCAGACAUCACAAAGAGACAUGUAUGUAUAUAUUGACAGAUCAGAAACACCAAUAAAAUCCUUACACGAAA
Physella acuta is the source of this 2743-nucleotide messenger RNA. Its product is annotated as stromal membrane-associated protein 1. Gene Ontology annotation, molecular function: metal ion binding; GTPase activator activity. Gene Ontology annotation, cellular component: cytoplasm. NCBI's taxonomy places the organism in Eukaryota, Metazoa, Mollusca, Gastropoda, Physidae. The record is from RefSeq and is a predicted model, not a curated record.